Molecule: messenger RNA, 2020 nt
Organism: Camelina sativa (false flax)
Lineage: Eukaryota; Viridiplantae; Streptophyta; Magnoliopsida; Brassicales; Brassicaceae
Source: RefSeq, a predicted model, not a curated record
UACUCCAAUUUUGAUGCUCCGUUUAUGGAUCUGCGAGAUCCACCAUCUUCUUCUUCUUCCUCCUUUUUGCCAACAAAUGUUGUUAUGAUCUCUAUAUGUGAACAGAAUCUGUAAUUUCUUCUCCUCGGAUUCAGAUCCAUUGUUGAGUUUCACAGAGAAAGCCAAAAAGAUGUAUAUGGCUUACGGAUGGCCGCAGGUGAUCCCGCUUUUAGCGGGAUCAUGUCCGUCUUCGCAGCGAGUCGUGUACCUUAAGCUCGCAGGUCGGCUAUUGCUUGUUGUUUCUCCGUCUCAUUUAGAGCUUUGGGGAUCUUCUCAGCAACGAGUGAGGUUGGGAAAGUAUAUGAGAGAUGAGAAGUCGGUGCGAGAAGAAGGAGAGAAUUUGCAUGCUGUGUGGAGUCCUGACUCUAAAUUGAUUGCUGUUCUUACAUCAUCAUUCUUCCUACAUAUAUAUAAAAUAAAAUUUACGGAUAAACGAGUAAAACCAGGAGAGAGACAACCGUCGGAGUUGUGUUUUGCAACCAUAUCUCUUUUGCUAAGUGAGCAGGUCCCAUUUGCUGGGAAGGACUUGUCUGUGAGCAAUUUUGUGAGGGACAGCAAAACUAUGCUUUUGGGACUCUCUGAUGGAUGUUUAUAUAGUAUUUCCUGGAAAGGAGAGUUUGGUGGAGCUUUCAGUAUUGGGUUCCAUUCUUCUGAUAGCAACAAUGAUAGACUCUUGUCCUACACUUUUGGUAAUGGGCUAGUUUCUGGAGUAGCUUCGGAAACACUUGCAUCUGUUGAUGAUUUCUCUACAAAAUCGGCUAUUGUUCAGCUGGAACUCUGCACUCGUUCGAAAUUAUUGUUUGUGUUGAAUUCUGAUGGGCAGCUAGUAGUAUGCUCUGUGAAUAAGAAAGGUUUAAAGUACACUGAGAGCAUUAAAGCUGAGAAGAAGUUGGGUGGUGAUGUUGUUUGUGCAUCAGUGGCUUCAGAGCAACAAAUUCUUGCUGUAGGUACAAGAAAAGGGUUGGUGGAAUUAUAUGAUCUGUCACAAUCGAUCUCUCUCUUACGAACAGUUUCUUUGCAUGACUGGGGUUAUUCAGCGGAUUACACUGGGCCUGUCAGUAACAUUGCAUGGACGCCUGAUAAUUCUGCUUUUGCAGUUGGGUGGAAGUUGAGAGGACUUGCAGUUUGGUCUGUUUCUGGAUGUAGAUUGAUGUCAACUGUCCGCCAAAUUGGACUGAGUUCUACAUCUUCCCCUAAAAUUAACCCAAAACAAGACAGUAAAUACGAACCACUGAUGAAUGGUACUUCAGCCAUCCAGUGGGAUGAAUAUGGAUAUAGACUAUUUGCUACAGAGGAGGCAUCAUGUGAUAGAAUUCUUGCAUUUUCCUUUGGAAAGUGUUGCUUAAAUAGAGGAGUUUCAGGAAAAACUUAUGUUCGUCAGGUAAUGUAUGGUGAUGAUAGACUACUCAUGGUUCAGGCGGAGGACACUGACGAACUUAAGCUUUUACAUCUAAAACUUCCAGUUUCUUAUAUUACCCAAAAUUGGCCUGUUCAACACGUGGCAGCUAGCGAGGAUGGGAAAUACUUGGCGGUUGCUGGUUUACAUGGCCUGAUUUUGUAUGACGUUAGGUUUAAGAAGUGGAGGGUAUUUGGAGAUGUCAGUCAAGAGCAACAGAUUCAUUGCAAGGGUUUGUUAUGGCUGGGGAAGAUUGUCGUAAUCUGUAACUACAUCGAAGCUUCUGAUACAUAUGAACUGCUUUUCUAUCCAAGAUAUCACCUUGAUCAGAGCUCUUUACUUUGUCGAAAAGUGCUGCUUGGCAAACCAAUGGUGAUGGAUGUUUACCAGGAUUAUAUACUCGUAUCUUAUCUUCCGUUUAUCAUCCACGUCUACCAUGUGAAGAUAUAUGGUGAAUUGACACCUUCAAGCAAAGCAGAUCUACAGCUUUCCACAGUAAGAGAGUUGUCCAUCAUGACUGCAAAGAGCCAUCCAGCAGCAAUACGAUUUGUUCCUGACCAGCAUCCGAGAGAAUUGAUUAAAUGA